AUGACGGUUGCGGAGUUGGUUCGACAGCCCGGUCGUGACCAUCUUCCCUAUCUCACUGAGUAUCCACAUGGACAUGGUCAAACAUGGUUCAACCGAUCCGGGAACGGGAUCAGCGCAUGGAUCAACCGUAUGAUGUACUCGGCCCUCGACAGCGGACAUCCGACUUUCACUCACUUCCCUGUCGAGAAGCAGCAUCUGUGGUUUCGUCAGUUUGCGCAAGAAUUCAACUGGAAUUCCGAUGAUACGCUCUCUAUCUAUCACCAUUUUGUCCAUAAAGUUAUGGACAACUAUGGGAAGCAGAUGUACGAGUGGAAGAAGAAGUGGGAAGUAAACAAGGUCCCAAAGUCGAUGAACGACACGGUCUGGAAGGAGUUGUGUGCGCAUUGGGAUAAAGAAGAGACGAAAGAAACUUCUUCCACCAACUCCAUCAACCGCAGGAGCGACCGUAAAGGAAAGGGCAUCUACAAGCAUAACUUGGGUGCUCAAUCUAUUGCCACUCAGGCGGAUCGCAUGGCGGAAGAAAAUGAAGGCCACCCAGUUGAUGAUCUCGCCCUUAUGAAAAGGGCGUAUACCAACAAGAAGACCGGCCAGAUUGAUGAUGGGCUUGUGAGGGACGUGGUCGACCUGGUCCAAACUCAGGUGUAUGACAAAGUGUCUCAGCUUCAAACCGAUGAUGACGAUUCGACGGCCUCGACCAACUUGUCUCGGGUUCGAAUCAACGAAAUCGUUGAAUCGUCGGUUCCAAAGAAAAAGGGACGUUUGGUCGGUUUGGGUCGUCGCUCCCGGUCGGCUGCUCCUUCUUCUGCACCACAUGCGUAUGUUGAUCCAGAAGUUCUUACGGCUCAGCUGAAGGACAAGGAUGAUCGGAUAUCUGCGUUGGAGACCCAGAUGGCAGCUCAACAGGCGGGCUAUGAGACCCAGAAGAGGCUGAACGAGCAGAUGAUGGAGAUGAUGAAGAGGAUGUACCCGAACGAGACGUUCCCGAAAAUUCAAGACCCGGAAAAAGUUCCUCGUAAUUUUCCGAGGAACUCCAUUCCCUCGGAAUUUUCCGAGGGAAGAAAGUUCCUCGGAAAAGUCCGAGGAACAUUUGUUCCUCGGUAUUUUCCGAUAAACAUUCCGAGGAUUAUUUCGUCGAAACUUCCGAGGAUUGGACCAUCGGAAUUCCCUCGGUAUUUUCCGAGGAAUCUUCCGACGAACUUCGUGUCCUCGGAGUUUCCUCGGAAUUUUGUUUCCUCGGAAUUCCGUCGGAAUUUUCCGACAGAAUUCCGAGGAAGUAUGAAAUUCCGAGGAGAUAUUUCCGAGGACUUGUUUCGUCGGUAUGUCCUCGGAAUAGCGUUAUUCCGACGACAUACCGACGAUUUUUUCCCUCAGUAUCCCGAUGUUUUCUUGUAGUGAUCAGACUAUCCACUAAUACUAAUUAACACUAUUUCUGGCUAUUGGGUGGCGCGUGCGUGAAAGGGAAGCGGUCGUAGACACGGGAAUUUCUAUUGUAGCAUUUGUCUGUCUUCCCCUAUUUCAAAUGCUGACGAUGUUAAAGAUACACAAUAUUGAUCAGUGUGUCAAUACCUCUUUUCUAUACUUCAGAAAGUUUUUGUAUUUAGCUAAACCUAACUCUCUUCUCUUGUACAUUACAAAUUAAGAAUGCAUAAUAUUUUAAGGAAUUUUGCCAAGAAAAAAAAGAACAAAAAAACUUAGUUAUUGCCUCUUUAGAAUCAUUUUAUGGAUUAUUAUCCACUUAGAAUUAAUAUUAAUGUUAAUCUCAUUUUAACCUUCUAAUAAUACAAUAUUUAUAUAUAAAUAAACUAAUUAGAAACAAAUUUUAUUAUUAAUUUUUAUUACUAAAAAAGCUCUUCGAUCAUUUUCUCUUCGUGCUUCUCCACCAGACCCACUCAUCAAACCUUUGAAUCAACAGUCUCAUCAGAUCACCAAUGCGAAACCCACGAGGUGAUGAUCAUUCGUCUCUGCAUCAGCCACCGUUUCCGCCUCUCAACGCGAAACAGAUCUAAAGAAAAGUGUCGUAAUCAUCAGUAUAGGUCUCGUCUCUUUCUUUGAUACCAAGUUGAUGCUUACUGCGAGAAACUGCUUUACAGUGAGAGUGAAAUCGAUUCGAUGCGUCUAAGUUUCCCACUUGAUUCGGUGGCCAGAUCCAUGGGUUUAGCUCCGAAGGUUACAUCGAUGGGAAAAAUGAACGUAAGUGCUAAUUUUGGUGGUGAUAAGCUUAAAACGGUUAUAUAUCAGAUUGAUGAAGUUCAAAACCUUAUGAUUUAUUUGAAGAUUAUUCAGUUUAAAGGUUUAAUCUUUAAACACCUUUAAUUUUUAAACAUGAACUUAAUUUCUCUCUGAUGGAUUUAACACAUUACUUGUCUUGGGUGUUGUUGUAGAUUGAUAAGCUUAAAGCUGGAGUACUAGUUGGACUGGUAUGGGUCACAAGAGGACAAUUAGUUUUUUUAUUCUUUAUCCUAUUAUAAGAUGAUGGGUCUGGUAUGUUUCAGAAACUAUUACUCACUAUAUAUUGCACAGGGUUGGUUCAGUGUGUUUGAUUCAGUAGAUGAAAGACGCUUUGGAAGAAUGUAUGCUCAAAAAAUGUAGAUAUAUGUUUGUUAUUUAGACCUUCUGAUCUUCUCGACUUAAACAUAGAAGGAAUGAAAGAUUAUUUAUUAUGCGUUAAUAUAUGAAAAUGUAUUUAGUAUAUUUUGUAUUCUAUGUCCAUUAGAUGAUUGUGUUUUCAGCGGACUGCAAAUUCUAAAUCACCGUAGAUGGUAGAUCACGUUUACUAACACUUUUAGACCAUUUAUAACUUAUUAUUCCAAACAUCUUUUGAAUCCAAAAAUAAUUUUUAUAUGCACAUUCUUGUCUGCAUCAAGUUUUAUAUUUUUCCUUAUUUUUUUGUAUUAUAAAAAUAUAAAUAUGAUUUUUUAUAUACAAGAAGGAUUGUGGAGGUCCAAAAGUGACAAAAUUUGAUUUUGCUCUAUGGGGAAAAUAGUAUAGUUUUGUUGUCACUUUUAGCAAUUUUCCCAUAUUUUAAUGUGUCAAUAUACUUUUCUACACUUAUAGAAGCUUUUGUAUUUAGUUAAACCUAGUUCUCAUCUCUUGUAUAUUAUAAAAUACUUAUAAUAUUGAUACUGAAUAAUACGAAAUAUCUAUGUUUUACCUAGUAUCAGAGCCUCCACUGACAUUUUAAACUUGUUUUCUUUUUCGGCUCCAUUUCUUUCUUCUCUCAUAUCUCUUAUUUUAUCCAUAAAUCUGUCUCUGAACCGUAAACACAUGUCUGCAACAUCAGCUGAGUUGGUUGCACCACUCUGCCAACUUUCUUUAAUGUCAAUAGGAGAGACAUCACAAAAAUCUCCUCUAGAAAUUACAUGAUGUGGAGUUUACAAGUAUGAAUCUUACUGGACGGCUAUGAUUUCUCCAGCUUCGCUGAUUCAACUAUCUCACCACCAACCCCCACGGUGGUUAUCAAUGAAACAUUAUCUGUAAAUCCGGCAUACACCAAGUGGAAGUGACAAUAUCAAUUGAUUUGCAUCGCCAUUAUUCGUGAAAUAACUGAAACAGUUCAGCCUCUAGCCUCCCUCCACCUCCAAGACUUCAGCCGAGAUCAUGAAUAUCCUCGCAACUACCUACAACAAGCUGAGCAGUGGUCAUAUGCCACAACUCAUACUUCAUCUCAGGCAAUGGACUAAAGGGUCGAAAACGAUGGAUGAGUAUAUGCAAGGAUUCAUCACCAGGUUUGAUCAGAUCGCCUUAUUAGGCAAACCUAUUGAUCGUGAAGAUCAACUUGAAUAUAUCUUUGGAGGACUUCAUGGGGAUUAUAAGACGAUUUUAGAUCAAGUUCAAGGCAGAGAUAUGAUGCCUUCUUUUACAGAAGUACAUGAGAAGUUGUUGAACAGAGAAGCAAAACCCUCACUCUUAGCUCCACAAGUCCGGUGCUUCCAAUCACUGCAAAUGCAGCUUCUCAUCAACCUCAAGGACGUCAACAAUACAAUCAGCGUCAAUCCUAAACCUGGAAAAAAAAUCAACAGAAUUCAAGGUUCCCAAACAACAAAGACAACAAACAAUCAAGAGGAUAUCAAGGUGGCUAUCAAGGUUGAUAUCAGGCCGGUUGCAAUUGGGUUGGGUUCAGGGAGAUAGUGCAAAGAGGUAUCCUUAGCUUUGAGGCUCCAACAGCACAUACUUUGCUACUCAUCACUACCUUUGUGGAAACCGCGUGCGAACAUGGUUGUUGCCUCACCACAAACAGAAGCAUCUUGGCUCAUGGACAGUGGUGCCACUCACCACAUGACAAGUGUUCUCAGAAAUCUUGCGCUUCAUCAGCCAUACCACGGUGACGACUCUCUCUUUAAAGGGGAUGAGCCUGGUUUGUCUAUUAUCUAUACUGGCUCACUGUCUUUUCCCUCAUCCAAUCGAAACAUUUCUCUGCAUAAUGUUCUGUGUGUUCCACAUAUACAUAAGAACCUUAUAUAUGUUUAUCGCCUUUGUAACACUAAUAAAGUGUAUGUUGAAUUUUUUUCCUGCACAUUUUCAGGUGAAAGAUCUUUACUCAGGAAUCUUAUUACUGAUCUUUUGCAUCGUACAAGAACGACAUGCAAAACUAGUAAGUACACUGAUAGCUUUUACACCUAAACUUUCUCUCACAACAGUUCAGCCAUUGUCUGAGGCAAAACCAUAUCGCCAGCUUGUGGGAAGUCUACAAUACCUUGCAUUCACCAGAUCUGAUGUUUCCUACAAAGUAAACCGUCUAUCUCAGUAUAAGCAUCAGACCACAGAGAAACCAGUAAGUACACGAAAAUACAUUACUGAUCUUUUGCAUCAUACCAGAAUGACACACACAAAACCAGUAAGUACACCAAUGGCUUCUACACCUAAACUGACUCUCACAACAGUCCAACCAUUGAUAUCGCCAAAUUGUGGGAUGUCUACAAUACCUUGCAUUCACCAAAUCUGAUGUUACAUACACAGUAAAUCGUCUAUCUCAUUAUAUACAUCAGCCACAGAGGCUCAUUGGCAGGCUGCAAAACAUGUCUUACUUUAUCUUGUUGGCACCACUGAUCACGACAUUUUCUUCUUUGCUACAAAUCCUCUUACACUACAUGCCUACUCAGGCGCAUAUUGGACAGGAAAUUUCGAUGAAUAUGUUUCCACCAAUGCAUAUAUCAUUUACUUAGAAUAACACCAUUCUCAUGGUCUGCUAAAAAGCAAACUGGUGUUGCGCAUUCUUUAACCAAAGCUGAAUAUAGGUCAAUCGACAAUGCCUCACCAGAGUUACGCUGGAUAUGCAACAUUCUCACUGAAGUUGGAAUCACACUACAAGCACCUUUAGUCGUGUAUUGUGACCAUCUUGGAGUAACAUUUCUAUGUGCCAAUCAUGUGUUUCACACAUUCAUGAAACAUGUAGCGUUAGACUACCAUUUCAUCAGAGGCCAAAUCCAAAAUAGUAUGCUACGUGUAGCUCACAUAAUUACUAAGGACCAUCUUGGUAAUGCUCUCACAAAGCCAUUGAACCAAGCACCAUUUCAUGAUUUGCGUAACAUGACUGGAGUUUUCCCAACACUUCAAUAUUUUGAGGGGGCAUGUUAAGGAUACACAAUAUUUUAAUAUUCACUGUGUCAAUAUCCCUCUUCUACAAUUAUGGAAGCUUCUGUUUUUAGCUAAAUCUAAAGAGAUGUACAUUAUAAAUACACUUGUAAAGUCCAUACUGAAUAAUAAGAAAGAUAUUUUUUUUACAAAAUGAUUGUAGUCAAUAUAUAGUUAAAUCAUCGGCGCAUUCUCAUUAUCAAAUAAAUUAAUAAUAUAUAUAAUAUGAAGCUUUAAAAAUCAUAUAUAACAUGGGAUAAUUUUAAAAUACCUUAUUGUUAUUGAUGAAUUACAAUUUGAAUAAUACAUCUGUGUUUUUUUUUUUUGAAAAAUUCAAUUUUCUUAUAUGUGAAAAACAUUUUUAUCAAUAUUUUAAUUAGAAAUUAUAACUUAGAUAAUUUGUUUGGAAAAUUGGAAUUAUUGAUCUUAUUAGUUAUAUUUAUGAUAAUUACAUGUUAAUAUUUUUAAAUAAUAAAUUAAUUAAAUUUGGGAAAUAUUUCAAAGUCUUAUUUCUAAUUUUUAGCUAUCUAAACAAAAGUUGUAUACGUACAAUCUUGUAGCUAGUAUUAUCUAUCGGAAUACUCACAAUACUUUGUCAAAAAAAAAAUUUAUAAUACAUUUUCCUUAUAAGUUUUAAUAUUCGAAUAUUAUGUAGAUAAUUUUAGACUCUCUUGCUAAUAGUGUUCCAGAUGUUGUUGUUUUUUAUUAAAUUUGUUCUAUCUUAAGCCUUUAGUAAAAAAAAAAAGAUAUUCUAUCUUCAUGCUCUUAUUUUUCUAAUCCUUAUUUGCUAUAUUUUUUAACGUGGAUAUUAAAAAUAAACAUGAUAGAAUUUCAUGUUAUACAAAAUUGAUGGCAAGAUAAAAGAUGUCAUGUCGACAAGAUUAAAAACUAAAAAUAUAUAAAAUCAAAUUACACCGAUGAAUAUACAGGGAAGUUGCAAAAAAAGACUCAAAA
Molecule: messenger RNA, 6525 nt
Organism: Brassica rapa (field mustard)
Lineage: Eukaryota; Viridiplantae; Streptophyta; Magnoliopsida; Brassicales; Brassicaceae
Source: RefSeq, a predicted model, not a curated record